Messenger RNA from Lytechinus variegatus (green sea urchin), 1772 nucleotides. Its product is annotated as 30 kDa spicule matrix protein alpha-like. The transcript has 2 exons. The coding region runs from base 150 to 1067 and encodes 305 amino acids. NCBI's taxonomy places the organism in Eukaryota, Metazoa, Echinodermata, Echinoidea, Temnopleuroida, Toxopneustidae. The record is from RefSeq and is a predicted model, not a curated record.
UCACUUCUUCCCAGGUAGGAUUUUACCAUUGAAAUCAGCUUGAGUGACUACAUCAGGAUCCACCUGCAUAGCAGACUCUCCUCGAGCUCCAAGCGAAUCGCCUUAAGGAUCACUCAGUUGUCAAGAAGUCUUGCGCGUUGUCCUAGAAGAUGCGGGGUUUUGUAUGCGUGUUAGUGUAUGUAGCGGCACUGGCCGCCCUCAGCAGUGCCCAGUUACCCGGUGGAGGUGGAGGUCAAGGAGGACAUGGUCACGGAGGACCCGGUCACCACCACCCAGGUGGCGGUGGACCUAUCAUACCACCGGUAAGCCCAGACCCAAACAGGAAAGAACCAUGCGCCAAGUACUGGAUGCAGGAAGGAGAUAGCUGCUACCUAUUCGACAGUGGUGCUUUCCUGAGGCAGAUUGCUGCUACCGGUCCAAUUAUCGUCAAUAAUGAAAAUGGGCUAUUCCAGGGAGCAGCGAACAUGUACUGCGGCCAGAUGUACCCGGGUGCGUCACUUGUUACAGUCAACAGCCUGGCAGAGAACAACUAUCUGUACGAGUGGGCUGUGAGGAUGAUGGUCGAACCGGUCCCUGUAUGGAUUGGUCUUCACGUAGGCCCAACUGGGCAGUGGCAGUGGUUUAGCGGAGAACCCGUCAACUACACCAACUGGGAAGGUAUGGUGGCACCUAUGCCAGAGCCAGGUCUUGGAGCCAUGAUCUUCGACGCUGAUAUCCGCAACCAGAUGUUCAACAACCAAGUGGAGAUCACCCCGCAGUGGGUUCCAGAAGAAGCCAGGAACGACCGCCACGCGAUCAUCUGCGAGUACCACCCAUCAGGACUUACCGCACCUACAGGUGGGCCUACGCCAGCUCCCGAAGUUCCAACCACUCCUGCGAUGGCCACAGCUUCUGCAACAACAAUGGCUCCAGGUACCCGUGGGCCGGUCAUGUACCAGAACAACCCCAGGAAUCUAGUCAACCGCCUCACUGGAGGACGUUUUGGAGGAUCCCUCCUACACGAGGUACCACGAAGACAAAGGCCAUCAAACCUCAGGAUGAACCCAUACUACGCCAUCCAGCCUUGAGGUCGACAUUUCCAGAACUCCCAUUCCUAAUACCCGGAUCACCUUAUUCAGUCUGACACCCUAGCAAUUCGUAAAGACUGAACAUAGCAGCUUAGUUCUGGUAUAUUGAUUGAACAUGUAAAGAAUCAGUCGAUUAGCCCUAAUGAUCUUGAGUAUUGAUUCGGUAAAUAAUGUGAGAUGCCUGCCCUUACAAAUCCAUCACGAAACCACAAUCGUUGAUCAGCCAUACCAACUACCCCACCAUGUCAAACAAUAACAGUGGCGCUUUCGACGGCUUCAUUGCGUUAAAAGAGACCCAUCUAUGUUCCUUCCCAGAGGUACCCCAGUAGAUUGAAGUGAUCAUUAUCUAAACCAAGACUCAGGUUUUCAAUGCAUAUUUUCGGGACUGCCUAUUGAAUUAACACUUAACUUUAUUAUCUAGAUUUUAGUCCGCGGUCUGUUCAAGUUCGUCUUUCUUUACGCUUGGGAUGGACAUUACGUAGUUCCACCCCUUCCCCAAACGAGACGCAGGACAUCUUUUUAUUUGCCAGGCCUGGUUUGUCUGGAAAACCCACAGUUUAACUUAUGUGACCUUAAAUCGUUCGAGAUAUUCAAUGUUUAUCUUUUAAGCCAUUGAACGUUUUAUUUCCAUGUUAUUGAUUGUGGUACUUGUUCACUUAAAUACUUUGUACAGCUCGUUCAGGAAUAAAUAUAGUAUUUACUUUA